Aspergillus steynii IBT 23096 is the source of this 2011-nucleotide messenger RNA. Its product is annotated as putative flavin-containing amine oxidase. Gene Ontology annotation, molecular function: oxidoreductase activity. The transcript has 2 exons. The record is from RefSeq and is a predicted model, not a curated record. The coding region runs from base 194 to 1999 and encodes 601 amino acids. Lineage: Eukaryota; Fungi; Ascomycota; Eurotiomycetes; Eurotiales; Aspergillaceae.
UUUUCCUACCCGAUCCACUCGUUCGAACAUGGCUCUUUGAUAACGCUGGAAUUCGGCUUAAAUCCCCAAUGCUGGGGCUGUUCUUGGUCUGGCCAAGUCCCUGGAAUAAAUUACAGAGUACAGCGCAUCGCCCUUGAUCGUUUUGAAUCAUCUCUCAUGCUCCAUCAAAUUCUCUGACAUUAUACUCCUCAUCAUGGCACCCUCUGUCCGUACCCUAGAUCUUCACAACACAACCUCUGCCUAUUUUGCACCGGCCACCAUCACAUCCAGUGCAGAGACCAUCCAUGUUGCAGGCCAAGUCGGUAUUAAUUCGCAGGGAAAGGCGCCAGCGGACUACGAGUCUCAAAUCCAUCUAGCUCUUUUGAACCUACACCGAAUCAUCGUCGCAGGCGGCGCAUCAAUCCGAGAUAUUGUCAAGUUGAACUUGUACAUUGUCAACUACAAUCCCAACCGACGCAGCCAUGCCAGACACAUCCAGAAAUUCCUUGGGUCCCACCGUCCCGCCAUUACGCUGGUCCCGGUUGCACAACUGGCCGCUCCAGAGUGGCUUUUCGAAGUGGACGCCGUCGUCGCCAAACGGUCUAAACCCCUCUCUACAGCUCUGAAGAUACCUCAGACCACGUACGACGUGGUCGUUCUCGGUGCAGGUCUAGCAGGCCUCACGGCCGCCGAGCAUGUCGUUAGAUCCGGAUAUUCCUGCCUAGUUCUCGAAGCGAGAGAUCGCGUAGGAGGACGAACUUGGAGUGCCGCGCUCCCUGGUGGCGGUGGCAUCGUGGACUUGGGUGCCGCUUGGAUCAAUGAUACAAACCAGUCUCGCAUCUACCAAUUGGCUCGUAGAGCCAACGCGGAGCUCAUUGAACAGAACACAACCGGUAGUUGCGUUCUCCACGACUUUAACGGCGAUACCUAUACAUUUAAAUAUGGCGAGAUGCCGUUUGAUUCUCAAACACAAAAACAUUUGAUCGAGAUCCGUGAUAUAGCCGAGUCAGACUGCCAAAAGUUGGACUGUGCUCAACCACAGGAUACUGCACUAGAUUCCAUGACGUUCCUCGCCUACUUGCAGUCUCGCAAUGCCAGCCCUAGGGCCAUUGCCACUGCGACCGUCUGGACGCGUGCUAUGCUUGGUCAUGAGCCGCAGGACCUCUCAGCCUUGUACUUCCUCAACUACUGCAAAUCCGGUGGGGGUUUGAUCCAGAUGCGGUCUGACCGAAAAGAUGGGGCACAAUAUCUGCGCAUUCGACAGGGUACUCAGAUCUUUGCGGAAACUAUCGCGAGUGCGCUCCCUGCAGACACGGUGCAGCUCUCAAGCCCUGUAACGGCAGUCCAUCAGGUCCAGAAGGAUCGUCUCGUUGUACAAAGUGCCAACCAUGCGAUUACAGCACGCAAAGUAAUCUCGGCACUUCCCUCCACAGUGCUUCAGACCAUUGAUUUCCAGCCCCCUCUUCCAGCCCGGAAGACCUUAUUGACAAAUUCGUUCCGUUACGGAUACUAUACGAAGGUUAUGAUGGUGUUCAAGUCAGCUUGGUGGGUGGAGAAGGGAUUCUGCGGUCUGGUCCAGUCCAUGAAGGGUCCCGUGGCUGUUUUCCGGGACUCGAGUAUUCCGAAAGACAAGAAAUGGGUCUUGACCUGUUUUCUGGCCGGUGAUUUGGGCAAGCAGUGGUCACAGCUGGAGCCUGCGGCUCGUGUGAACACUAUUUUAGAACAACUCGGGGAGGUUUACGCUGACCCUGCUGGAAUUCGCGAAGCUUACGUCGACUCGAUUGGCCACGAAUGGAUGGCAGAGGAAUAUUCAGGCUAUGGAUGCCCGUGUCCAGCUCUUCCGCCGGGGGUGUUAGACACCGUUGGAGAUAGUCUCCGAGAAUCGUUCGGUGACAUUCACUUUGCCGGAACUGAAACAGCUGAAGAAUGGAAGGGAUAUAUGGAGGGAGCGGUUCGAAGUGGUGAGCGAGGCGCGAAGGAGGCUAUCAAGGGUUUAGAAACCACAGUGGCUCGUCUGUAGAUCAGGAUUUAA